AUGAAUUAUGAAUUAUCCGAAUCGUCUAAAAAAUCACGUGAGGAACACCAAGCAAUUUUGGACGAAUUUGAACGUAAGAAACGUGCCAGAACACUCGCAGUACCAACUGAUGAUGGACGCGUUCGAGCAAAGCUUAGAGAGCUAGGAGAGCCACAAUGUUUGUUCGGUGAAGGCCCCGGAGAUAGACGCGAUCGUCUACGAUAUUUACUUUCAAAACAAGAAGGAACUGAAAUUGUUCCUGAUGAGGAAGAAUCAUCCGCAUCCGAAUCUGAAGAAGAGAAAGAGGAGGAGUUUUUUACUCAAGGAACUCCAGAAUUGUUAGAAGCUCGGCGAUGGAUUGCAAGUUACUCUUUACCCAGAGCAAGAGAUCGACUUCAAAAGCAACGUUUGGAAUAUGAAUUACCAUUACCUCAGCUAAAAUCAUUACGAAAAGAUUUAUUUUCAGAAUUAAAGUCUUAUGCAAAUUUCAGUUCUCAAAUUGGAGAUGAUCGACCAACUUCACAAUGUACUUUUUCACCAGAUUGUAAUCUGGUUGCUACUGGUUCGUGGUCUGGACUAUGUAAGAUAUGGAGUGUACCAAGUUGUAAUACAUUUGCUACUUUAAAAGGUCAUACUGAUCGAGUUGGGGGAGUUUCUUGGCAUCCACAGGCAACCAUAUCCAUUGAUAGAAAUGUAGUAAAUUUGGCCUCGGGAGGAGCUGAUGGGUUUAUUAACUUGUGGUCAUUAGAGAGUGAAUCACCAUUGGCAUCAUUACAAGGACAUACUGCUAGGGUUUCAAAGAUUGACUUUCAUCCUUCUGGACGGUUUCUUGGAUCGGCGAGUUAUGAUACUUCAUGGCGUCUCUGGGACGUCGAAACUACAGAAGAGUUGCUUUUACAAGAAGGACAUUCAAGAGAAGUCUAUGCAAUUAAAUUCCAAAUAGAUGGUGCAUUAGUCGCCACAGGUGGAUUAGAUGCAAUAGGAAGAGUAUGGGAUUUAAGAACAGGUAGAUCUACGAUGGUUUUAGAGGGACAUGUUAAAGAUAUUUUAUCAGUGGACUUUUCACCAAACGGUUAUCAAGUUGUUACUGGAAGUGCUGACAAUACGAUUCGAAUUUGGGACAUUCGAACCUUGCGAUGUAUAUAUGCUAUCGCUGCACAUAAAUCUCUUGUAUCGGAAGCAAGGUUUUUCCAUGGUUCAGUGACAUUAGCUAAUGAUGAACUGCUAAAUGGCGUUAGACCCGCAUUAUCUGGAUUGUAUUUAGUAAGUAGCGGAUACGAUGGAUUUGUUAAUAUAUGGUCUGCAGAUGAUUGGAACUUGUUAAAGAGUCUAGCAGGACAUGACGGAAAAGUUAUGUCUGUAGACGUUUCUUCAGAUAAUAGAUUUAUUGCUUCUUCUGGAUUUGAUCGGACAUUUAAAUUGUGGGCAAAUGAAAAUUUGCCAAUUUGA
Molecule: messenger RNA, 1428 nt
Organism: Rhizophagus irregularis DAOM 181602=DAOM 197198
Lineage: Eukaryota; Fungi; Glomeromycota; Glomeromycetes; Glomerales; Glomeraceae
Biological process (GO): mRNA splicing, via spliceosome
Cellular component (GO): U4/U6 x U5 tri-snRNP complex
Molecular function (GO): protein binding; U6 snRNA binding; U4 snRNA binding
Source: RefSeq, a predicted model, not a curated record